Molecule: messenger RNA, 3839 nt
Organism: Pocillopora damicornis (cauliflower coral)
Lineage: Eukaryota; Metazoa; Cnidaria; Anthozoa; Scleractinia; Pocilloporidae
Source: RefSeq, a predicted model, not a curated record
UGAUGAAGAAGACACAAGAAGCAGCCCCACUGGAGAUUACUUCCCGAGGUCCUUCAGCAGUGUUAGCCUAUCGUAAAGCCCUUUCAGAGGGGAAAACCAUUGUAAAAAGAGCGCCCAUCAUGUUCAUUGGACAAGGUCAGUCGGGAAAAACAAGUUUAAAGAGGUCAUUAAAAGGAGAACGUUUCAACCCAGAAGAAACCAUCACCAUAGGAAUAGAGACUGACCCUUCCUACUGCAAAGUUUCCCAAGAGGUAUGGAAAGUUGGAGAUAGUGGAGAUGAAGCGGCAAAUUCAGAUCCAGCACACAUUUCCUUUGAACAAUGUACCGCUCAGUGCAUUUUAAAGAGCCUUAAAGGAGAGAUAAACGCAAAAGAGAUGAAAAAUGUGGAUACGUCGAAUCCUGCAAGUGGGAUUGACCCUUCCGCCCCCAAAGUUUCCCAAGAGGUUUGGAAAAAGAAUGCUGGUACGGUUGAUGAGGUACCGGAUGAGAUAGCUGCUUUAGUUGAAAAUUUGCUUCAACUAGAAGAAGACGAAGGUGCCCAAGGUAAAGAAGAUCUGUACGUAGUUUUGUGGGAUUUUGGUGGACAAUCUGUCUAUUACGCCACCCAUCCUUUAUUUCUUACAACGAGGGCGAUUUACCUUUUAGUUUAUGACUUAAGUCGAGAUCCAAAUGGAAAAGUCAGCCCUCAAGUGAAGCGCGGAUUUUACGAGGAUAUCGAGGAUGUUUUCUGUGAAAGGAGUAACAUGGAUUAUCUUGACUUGUGGAUGUCCUCUGUAUCUAGUUUGGUUCUGGAAGACGAGGACCUCCAGGAAAUGCUUGCAUCUGAAAUAUUACCAGAAAGACUUCCUCCGGUUUUCCUUGUUUGCACCCACGCUGAUAAACCUUUUCAAGGUUCAGAUCCUCAUGCGUUGGCCCGCAAGAUAUUUGGCUCAUUGAAGACGCGGGUUUAUGGGGAACAUAUAGUUGAUGUCUUUGUUGUAGACAACACUAAAUCCGGAAGUGUAGAAAAAUGUCCAGAAGUCGAUCGUCUGAGAAAAGAGGUAGAAACUGUUGCCAAUGAGUUACCACAAAUGAAAGAGGCAAUUCCGAUCAAGUGGUUGAAGUUUGAAAAGGAAAUGAAAGAGAAGAAUCAAGAUGGCCACAAGUGGAUUUCUCUCGAUGAAGCCAAAAAUAUUGCGACCGAAAAAUGUGGUAUUUCCAGCACCGAACAAUUUGUGGCAAUGUUGAACUUCUUACACGAUCAGAGAAUUUUAAUUCAUUUUGACGACACUCCACAGUUAAACAGAAUGGUGAUCUUGGACCCUCAAUGGUUGAUAGAUGUCUUUAAGGAGGUAAUUACCAUAAGGCCAUACCAAAGCAAAGAGAGAAAAUACGAGCAACUGUGGUUGAAGCUUGAGAGAACAGGAAUCUUGAAAGAAGAGCUCUUGCAGCAUGUAUGGGGCCCCUUGUUUCAUAACCGAGAAACUUGUCACACUCUCAUUGCCAUGAUGGAGAAAUUCUGCUUGUUAUGUCCCUUGUCGUUAUCAGUCGCGACUGAUUCACCCACUGAAUAUCUUGUACCUUCCAUGUUGAAGUUCCCACCGCUGGAGGAUGUGAGUAAGCUGAUUGCCUCUGCAGGGAUCCCGCCACUUUAUCUUAAGUUCAAGUCUAGUCAAGUGCCGCCCGGCCUUUUCUCUCGUGUGGUCCUAAUGGUCUUUCAGUGGUGCACAAAGGAGUUUUCUAGUCAAACGCAACCUCAGUUGCAUCAAAACUUUGCUAGAUUUUACACACAUCCUGCUGAAGGUUGUUCUCUAAUCCUCAAAUGCCAUUCUUCCUUCAUUGAGGUAGUUGUUCACAAAGAAAGAUGUACCACUGGACUCGUAUCGGAUGUAGCAUCAGGACUGAAUUUGCAUUCAGAAUCCACAUACGACGCCUUUCAGGUGGAUUUUGCUCGUGCAGUCUGUCGACGACUAGGACUGAUUCUCGAGUGCAUGCGAAAAGAGUUUCCCUGGCUAAAGAACAUGGCAUAUGAUCUCUCAGUAUGCUGUCCAGUGUGCUGUGCAAGUCGUUCCGUGAAUCACUGCUGCAACCAUAAUGUACGUGGCUGUAAGGAAGAGCAGUGCCUGCACCUGUUGUCAGAGUCUCAGCUCUUCGCUAGCCAUGGAUCCAUUGUAUGCACCCGGUCGGUUGUUGCCGUAAAUUGCAAGGUUCCUGUCAAUUUUGUUGGAUUCUGGUUUGGAUCUCUAGAGGAACGGCAAGCCACUGACGAAUACGACGAAAACUGCCCCUUGCCUAGCAGUGGAGAUGUCCAUAACGAUCAAGCAGUUGUCCUGUUCAGUGGAGUACUUGAGGCCCUGACGACUCAGACGUGUGAUGCUAGUGAGGUUGUGGCCCAAUUUCAGCAAAGUCUCUCCUUGGAGAACCUGUCAUUGGAACAACCAGACCUUGACACUAAGAAGAAGAUCCGCUGCCUUUGUUUUAAGGCUAAGACUGCGAACAAGCCAGAAGUUGUCAAAAAAUUGAGAGAAAUAACUCCCGCGGGUACAACAGGUCCUUUGUUGCCUGAAACGUGUGAUGUUGCCAUGAUUCCUUUGGGUCUGAGGAGAGAAUUAACGAUAAACCUUAGCGGUGGAGACGAAUGGAUGUCCCUCGCGGAGAGACUGGGUUUGACUCCGGCAGAAAUCAGAUUCCUCGACAAGCGAGUUUUGAAUCCAUGUGACGCCGCGCUGGAGCAUGCUCGAAAACAGCGGUUGAUACAGAAUGUGGGAGAUCUGUAUGAUAGAUUAGUAGACUGUGAAUUCCCACGUUUGGCUGAUUUACUGUAAGGAAACACAAUUGCCAACAGCUCUUAACAUUUGUCAUAAUAAGACACCAGAGUGCUCCGUUGAUGAACUAACUUGUAAUUACCGGUCAGAUCAAUUAAUACCCAUAUUGUGGUUGGUCUCAAUACUACUCUGAUGGAAACAUUCAAAAAGUAAAAUAAGUUUGGUAGUGUAGGUCCUAUUGACUAUCAGGGGCCUUAAUGUUAGGAAUAAUUUAUGAGCUCAAAAUUCUUUGCAACGUACUGAAGUUUUGGAUUAUGCACUUGCACUAGGCAAGUUUUAUCUAUCUGUUGAAUUGUUUGAUUGAUUGACGAGAAAAACAGGCCAUUUUGAACAAUUAAAAAUCACCAAAUGGCUUAUGAAUACCACAUUAACGAAAAUGUGAUACUAAGCUAGUAUCAGCUACUUAACAUACCAGGGACUGGCGCUACGUAUUUGGUUUCGUCUGGGUGGUUUGAGAAGGAUAUCUUCCAACUGGAUCUUUGUAGUCAUUGGGGAAGGUAUCCCUUGAUGUUUUAUAAUUAGUAUAACCCUAUGUUUGUUUUCGAAAGAAAGAGGAGAGACGUCAACUUUAACAAGUUACCGUAAACUUUAGUUUAGUAAACUGUAAGAGGUUUAAAGGAAAAAAGAUAUAUCAAAAUCAUACAAAUAACCAAAAAAAUUGAAAGCAAAACAAAGGUAUAGAUUGUUACAAAUUGUUUCUGUUACCGAUAGUGAUGUUUGCAAAGCGGAGGCAUAGAAUUGAAACAAAACUGUAUGUAUUUUAAUGAAACUUUUUUUAGAAAAGGACUGUGGUAAAUUGAAGAUUAACCAUUAACCAUUAACCAGGUUAAUAUUGUCAACAAUUUAUGUCGGAUCAUUUUACUUACCACAUAGUUCGUCCUUUAAGACUCCUAUUUUAGUCACUGCACAAAGUUCGUCGUGAUUUGAUCCAAGUUAGACAACAGGAUGGGGGUCUCAAAAAUGACCAAAGGCAAAUGUUCUCUCAUAGUCAAUGACUUAGUUAGUAAAUAGUAAAGUAAAAGCUCUAUUAAUGUG